AUGAGUUCCGCUCCCUACCGCACUGUUGCCACCCCCAACGCCCCCGGCGCGAUCGGCCCCUACUCGCAGGGCGUCGUGCACAACGGCACGGCCUACCUUUCGGGCUGCAUCCCGCUGGACCCCAAGACGAUGCAGAUCGUCGAGGGCGGCGUGGAGGCGCAGGCCGAGCAGGUGCUCAAGAACCUCAUGGCCGUGCUCGAGGCCGCGGGCUCGGACAAGAGCCAUGUGCUCAAGGUCACCGUCUUUAUGAAGGACAUGAAUGACUUUGCCAAGGUCAACACUAUCUACGAAAAGGCAUUUGCUCCGUACAAGCCCGCACGCUCGGCUGUCGAGGUCGCGCGCCUGCCGAAGGACGUGCUCGUCGAGAUCGAGUGCAUCGCCGCCGAGAAGAAGUGA
This is a messenger RNA of Malassezia japonica, 396 nucleotides long. Its product is annotated as 2-iminobutanoate/2-iminopropanoate deaminase. The record is from RefSeq and is a predicted model, not a curated record. The coding region runs from base 1 to 396 and encodes 131 amino acids. Gene Ontology annotation, cellular component: mitochondrion; cytosol. Lineage: Eukaryota; Fungi; Basidiomycota; Malasseziomycetes; Malasseziales; Malasseziaceae. Gene Ontology annotation, molecular function: deaminase activity. The transcript has 2 exons.